UUCACCCUCGCUUUAAAAAGGCGGCCGCGAUCUCUUUCCUUCCUCUUUCUCUUCCACACUCCUGACCAAGCACUUUCACACCACCACACGUCGCAGCCAUGUCGUGGUUCACUCGUCUCGUUCUCAAGUCGAACCAAGAACAGGAGCAACAAAUCAAACCCACGCCUGAGUUCCCGGUCAAGGAGCUGAGGGCAACCAUCCAGCGCUUCAUUGAUGGAAACGGAAAGGAAGACGACCUGGAUUACAUCGUUGCGUGCCAAAAAGACGGCAGCCUCCAGGCACUGACCUGGGCUUGUUACAUCGAGCUGCGCCCGAGCGAAGUCGAACAGAUGCCCAACGUCAUCGAUCCGAACGAGAACAUCGAGAAGCUCCGCGACGCGCUGUUCCCGCUGUGGAUGCCGCCUUCCCAACUGAAAUGGUGGCGCGAGUGCAAGGCGAAGGGAGGGGAGAAUUCGCUAUCGACUCACUUUCAGCAGCUGAAGAAGGAGGAAUUGGAAAAGGUGCUGCAGGAGGCGGAGGAGCGGGCAAAGCAGUGGACAGAGGAGAUGGAAGAGGAGACGGAGGAGGACGUUGCUGAGGAUGUUCAGAAGGAAGGGGAUGGCGAAGGCGGUGAAGGCGGCGAGAGCACGAUCAAUUGAGGAUGAGGCAGAUGUUGCUGGGCUGCAGAUCGAGAAGCAGAGUGGAGGGUGAAUUGGGGAGCAGCUCCACCGGGUUUUCGAUCAAGUCAAUAGCCUUGCUACAGUCUAUAGUUUUCAAUCUAGACUCAAAGUCACUCAAGCGAAGCCUGAUUUUUCGUCCCAUUCAAUUGCUCACGGUCUUCCCUCUGUCAACCAAGGAACACUGUAGUUUGCCCCGAUCAAAGCACGUGACAAGCAGUUCGCAAAUCUGCCAAAUGGCAGAUCUUUUCGAAAUCCUCUUGCCUACCUCGCCUUCGUCACGUGACCGGCAUCGAGACCGAAAUCUGCCAAGUGGGAGAUCUUGUUGAAUCGAGAGAAUAAUC
Molecule: messenger RNA, 1000 nt
Organism: Neohortaea acidophila
Lineage: Eukaryota; Fungi; Ascomycota; Dothideomycetes; Mycosphaerellales; Teratosphaeriaceae
Exons: 2
Coding region: 99-638 (179 amino acids)
Source: RefSeq, a predicted model, not a curated record